CCGGAAAUGACUCUGUUCCUGAUCCUGUGUACAAGAGUGAAUGAACGAACCGUAUAUAAAAGUGGUCCGAACAAAUGAUUUUGUUGUUUGAACGCCGAUCUCAGAAGAUCAAGAAACCACAAUUUGAAAGGAUGGACAAACUGGUAUGGUGACCAAUUGUAUUCUAUAUUGAAUGAACCAACCACAGAACAAGUGACAAAACGUUCGAGCUAAUUGUUGUACUUUGUUAUGAUAUGCAGCCUGCUUGUAAGUUGUAUGGUUUACAAAAUUUUAGCAUUAUUAUAACAUGUAUUUUUCAUGGAGAUCUAUUUCUACCUCCCGGUAUAAUUAUAAGCAAUACACAUUGUGAGGGAGUUGUUAAGACUUUGACGAGAAGCUGAAUAGAUGUAGAUGUACAUUGUAGACAUCUCUAGUCUCUACAACAUCGAGUCCGACUGAAACAAAAUCAACAUCAAAAUGUCUGCAGAUGAGUUCAUGGAAGAAGAACAUCUUCCCGCUUUUGGAUCUCAAGACGAUGCUUUGCUUCUCCAAGCUUACGAAGCUUAUGAGUCAAGAAGGAUCAAAGAAGAGAGUGAUUCGUCGCAGGAUGACAAGGUCGCGGAUGGUAAUACCUUUUGUUGGGAAUCGGAUAGCCAAGAGAUGGCUUUGCAUUUAGCCUGCGAGGAAUUUGAAAGACAAAUAGCAUCGGCAGUUGCAAAAACUUGCUCCUCAAGUUUGACUAACUCGACUAAUAUAAACAAUCGGAGUCAGACAUCUAAACCUGAGAUAGAGGCAUCAAUUGAGUGCCUUCCAGAGGUCCCAGGAGGAGAAACCGCAAGACCUAGCUCUAAAUCCACGUUUAAAUGGCGAAUACAGCCAGGCCCCGGUGGUGGUCAUCUGACUGUGACUGAUCUAGUUUCUCAGCUCUGGUGCGAACAGCAGACGGAGUAUGGCAGGGGGGUGCCCAAAGUGAUUAUGAAUGUUUUGAAGGACACACCGGCUAUGGCAGCGGGUGAUAAGAUACACAAAGAGAGAGAGUAUGAAGUAAACAAGUACGUCGAGGUAAAGGUCUCUUCAGCUGAAGACCGUUACGCAAUUGGUCUCCUCAAUAUCAUCAGUCACCUUAAGAAUCUACUUCUGUGCAGAAAAGGCUGCAUCCGAGAAAUAUCAGUCUUUGGGAUGCCCUUUGGCCAAGAAUUGAUGGUCGUUGGCACCGUCGACGAACUUCGUUUCAACAGUAUGGACCAGCUGGAGUUGGUGGAGUUUAAAACGCGGGGCAACACCUCGUCGCCCAUCGGGAGGGCCCAGAUGAAGGGAUACAAGAUGCAGACGAUGUUGUACAAACAGCUUCUGGAUGAGUUGGUGGAUGGGCGGGUCAAUGGAGAAGUAGUCCUCCUCCAGAUGUGCCUCAACCCGGAUCGCAUCCUGCAGGACGAGCUGGCAGACUUGAUACAAGACAGAACAGAAGACGGUAUCACUCUCGGCCAGCUCAUGACCAAGACCUUGAGUCUGUUUCGGUUGUUACCGUACGUCCAGGUUCUCACGGUAGAAAUAAGUUCCCAGAGCAGUGGAACGAUCGUUGCCAAGGAGACUGUGGAGUUUGAUUUUGAUUGGCUGUCGGGGAACGUGCGUCACUGCUUGGCCUACUGGAAGGGAGAGAGGGGGGCGGAGGGAGUCGACAUUGAGGAUGCGUGGAAGUGCAGAAGUUGUGUUUUCUAUGAAGAAUGUGAUUGGAGGGAAAAGAAGAACCAAAUUUAUGCACAAAAAAACUGUCUGCACAAAACUAAUGGAAAAUAAGGAAGCAAUACAUUUUUUUAUACAUGGAAAUUUGCA
Asterias rubens (European starfish) is the source of this 1812-nucleotide messenger RNA. RefSeq names its product exonuclease V-like. Gene Ontology annotation, molecular function: single-stranded DNA 5'-3' DNA exonuclease activity. Gene Ontology annotation, cellular component: nucleus. The transcript is spliced from 2 exons. The record is from RefSeq and is a predicted model, not a curated record. Bases 457 to 1776 code for a protein of 439 amino acids. NCBI's taxonomy places the organism in Eukaryota, Metazoa, Echinodermata, Asteroidea, Forcipulatida, Asteriidae. Gene Ontology annotation, biological process: interstrand cross-link repair.